Molecule: messenger RNA, 945 nt
Organism: Dentiscutata erythropus
Lineage: Eukaryota; Fungi; Glomeromycota; Glomeromycetes; Diversisporales; Gigasporaceae
Source: the annotation of a GenBank genome assembly
AUGCAAUUAUAUGGUCUUAUUUUCGUUGUAGAAAAUUGUUCAUAUCCUGUUCCUUUGCAAGAUGUUUCAGUUGAAUCGAAUAUCGUUGAUAUGAUAGCCGAAACAACGGUUUGUCAGACCUAUAAAAAUGUUGAACAAAAUACGAUUGAAGCCAUCUAUAAGUUUCCACUUCACGAAGCCGCAGAAGUUUGUGGAUUUGAAGCUGAAAUUGAUGGAAAGAAAAAGGUUAAAGGAAUAGUCAAAGAAGCAAAGCAAGCUGCAAAGGAGUAUUACGAAGCUAUUCAGCAAGGUUAUGGGGCUUAUCUACUUGAAGAGCAACUCGCAGAUAUUUUCCAAUGCUCCAUUGGUAAUAUCACGGCAGGUCAAACUGUUGUUAUCAGAAUUACCUAUGUAACCGAACUAAAACAUGAUGCUGAAUCUGAAAAUGUUCGGUUUGUUUUCCCUACUGCUAUCGCUCCGCGAUAUGGUUCAUCCGAUUAUUCUUCUUCAAAUGAUGGGAAAAAACUUAUUCCUGAUGUAGUGUCUUAUACUUAUAAGACUGAUUAUUAUUUAAAGCUUGCUAUUACAUGUAGAAUGACUUCUGUUAUUCAAAGUAUCGAAUCACCAUCUCAUCAUAUUUCGGUAGAAUUAAAUAUUAAUAGCAAUCCAAAUGUUUCAAAGGUUACUCUAGCCGAACAAAUUACUUAUUUAGAAAAAGAUUUUAUACUUGUUGUUAAAAGUCUAGGUCUCAAUCAGCCAAGGGCCUUUGUCGAAUAUAACCCUAAGACGGAAACUAAUAGUGUUAUGCUAACUUUAGUACCAAAGUUUGCCAUUAAUGAAGCAAUGUCCGAAUUGAUAUUUGUAAUUGAUAGGUCUGGUUCAAUGCAAGGUGGACCUAUUAAGAAAGCAUCUGAAGCACUCCAAUUAUUUCUUCGCUCAUUACCUGAAAAUUGUCUUUUUAAUGUG